UAAUCAAUGAGCCCAUCUCUAUCAGGAACUUAUCAACAACGUGGCGCUUCGAGUGGGUCACCAUUGUUUCUAUAAAACCUAUAAAAGAAGCGGCAGCGAGACGCGUGCGCUGAGACAAACGUGAUAAUUACGAAGUGAUCAUCAGGCAACGAAAGCAACAAUGGGCGCCCCACUUCCGUUACUGUUCUUGUACCCAGCUCUGCUCACAUCGUUGGCGCAGCACAAUUACACGAUCUUUCCGAACGAGGCUGGAGAUCCAUUUCUAAUCCAGAUCGACUACAGCCCACUGAAUGAUCAAGAAAUUAGUGCUUUGGAAGCUAAUCUGGACACUAUCACCUUCACGCUCUUCACACGAGGAAACCCAACAAACGGCCAAGAUCUAAAACUAAACGACCCGAACGGCGUCUCGGCAAGCAAAUGGAACACGAGAAGGCCGACUGCAGUCGUCACCCACGGCUGGCAGAGCAAAGGAACAGCUUCGGUCUGCACCCAAAUUCGCGACGCUUUCCUAGACGUUAUGGACAUUAACGUGAUCGUUGUCGAUUGGAGCCAGAUAGCCAAAGACGUAAACUAUGCGCAAGUAGCGAAGAGUAUUCCGGCGGUGGCCGAACAUGUAGCAACUUUCGUGAACUUCAUGCGGCGGGAUUCGGGCCUGAAGUCCUCCACCUUAAAAAUGAUCGGACACUCCCUCGGUGCUCACGUCGCGAGCAUAGCGGCGGGAAGGCUGUCGAAAACUUGCCUGGUUUCCGAAGUCGUCGCUCUCGACCCAGCCGGUCCAAUGUUCGACACCAACGGCCCCGAUAGCAGGGUAGACCGAACCCACGCCAAAACCGUUGAAGUUGUUCACACGAGUGUGUUGGGACUGUCCAAAGCAAUCGGCACCUCUGACUUCUAUGCCAACGGAGGAAAACAACAACCUGGAUGUGCAGGCGACUACUUGGGCAAUUGUGCUCAUUCACGAAGCUAUGAGUAUUAUAGCUCAUCCCUCAUUCACACAAAAGGAUUCCCUGGAACUCCACGAGAUGGUGGUGAAAUUAAAUACAUGGGUGGACCUACCAUUGACCCAACAGCUCACGGUUCCUAUGACUUCAAAACCGGAAGUAAACCACCUUACACGCUUGAUGAUUAAGACUUAUUCAAAUAUCUGGUCAAGAUACCAGAUCUGACUUUAAUGACUUAUAAUGUUACUUAAUUUGAAAUUCUUUGUCGCUGAAGAAUUUAAAUGUGCGGAUAGAUGCGUAAUUUUUAUUAUGAAUAAGCAACGGAUUUGAAUCCAGUUACUGAAAAUUAGUCUUAAAAAAAUGAUGUACCUCAAUAUUUAACAUUGACAAUUCCAAUGUUUUCUUUUUCAUUAAUGUUUUGUCUAAAAAACUAAAAAUAUUCAGGUUCAUUAAAACGCCUAAUAAAAUAA
Messenger RNA from Megalopta genalis, 1411 nucleotides. Its product is annotated as pancreatic lipase-related protein 2. Gene Ontology annotation, molecular function: lipase activity. Lineage: Eukaryota; Metazoa; Arthropoda; Insecta; Hymenoptera; Halictidae. The record is from RefSeq and is a predicted model, not a curated record. Gene Ontology annotation, biological process: lipid catabolic process.